UUGUUAAGACAUUUCGCUCUCACAGUUGAGCUGUCAGCUGAUCUGGUCAGCAAAGUGCUUUCCUGAGCUCUGAGAGCCCCUAGCAAUUUAAUCCAACCCACGGGAGGGGUCUGCGGAACCCCCGCCUAUGGCAGCAAAGACCCUUGGAAGUGCAACGUCCCGAAAACCUGUCUUAUCGGUUAGUGCGAGAAAAAUUAAGGACAAUGCAGCCGAUUGGCAUAAUUUAAUCCUGAAGUGGGAAGCCCUCAAUGAUGCAGGCUUUGCUACUGCAAAUAACAUUGCCAACACGAAAAUCAGUUUACUGAGUCAAGACAAGAUCGAGUCAGAGAGCCGCAGCCUGGCCUGCGAUGAGAAUGCCGAGCAGAGGCCACGGGAAUACAGCGCGGAACUCGAGGCGCUGUGCGAGGAGCUGCGGGCCACCUUAGACGGCUUGACCAAAAUACAGGUGAAAAUGGAAAAGCUGUCUUCAACCACCAAGGGAGUCUGGGAGCUGGAGAAGUACCAUCACGGGCAGGACAGCAGCCAGCCGCCCCUGUUCCACACGUGGCCCACCGCCCAGUUCUACGAGACUUCCCGCCGCCUCUCGGACAUGUACGGGGCGGAGCUCCUCCUGAAGCGCACCAUCGUGGAGGAGCUGGCACACACCUCGGACCGCGACCUCUCCCUCACCUACCUGUCGCUGUGGCUGCACCAGCCCUACGUGCAGAGCGACAGCAGGCUGCUUCUGGAGAGCAUGCUGCUCGAGACGGGGCACCGGCCGCUGUGACUCCAGGCCCGCCUGCUCCACUGGCCUCUGCAGCGCCCGCGGUGGACAGUCUUGCAUGUGGGACCCAGGGCCGUGCCCCUGCGUCAUGCCCCGGCCACCUCCUUAGGGUCGUCCAGACUGGACCGGUUCACCAGCUCCCCACGGCCUCUGCAGACGCACUGUGAUGCUGCGAACUGUGCCACACAGCGUCACGGUACCCACGGUGAACCUGACACCCCUGAGGACCUCGGCACGAAAUAAAUGAGUUCAACGGCAGGAUGGCGUGACCCUGUUUCUGUAAAGCAGGUAUAUCUUACACAGGUGCAUUUGUGUAGAAAAUCCCUGGUUUUAGAGUUUUUACUUUAUACUUAUCUGUAUUGUUUGAAUUUUUGAGACUAGUUUUGUAAUUACAGCUAAUGUUUAAAAUAACAUAGAGUUUGCCAA
Messenger RNA from Eptesicus fuscus (big brown bat), 1189 nucleotides. It is a transcript of the gene CINP, whose product is annotated as cyclin dependent kinase 2 interacting protein. Lineage: Eukaryota; Metazoa; Chordata; Mammalia; Chiroptera; Vespertilionidae. Bases 128 to 766 code for a protein of 212 amino acids. The transcript is spliced from 5 exons. The record is from RefSeq and is a predicted model, not a curated record.